Messenger RNA from Apis florea (little honeybee), 3379 nucleotides. RefSeq names its product NHS actin remodeling regulator GUK-holder (gene gukh). The record is from RefSeq and is a predicted model, not a curated record. Lineage: Eukaryota; Metazoa; Arthropoda; Insecta; Hymenoptera; Apidae. Gene Ontology annotation, biological process: cell differentiation.
GAACUUUUAUGAUUCUCAAUCGACCAUAUAUCGAUUAAAAAAAUGAAAAUGAUUCUUUAAAUAUCAUAUUCCGUCCAAUCGUGUGUAAAUAGCUAAUAUUUAUUAAAUUUAGAAACGAAUAAAGAUUAAAGUAAACGAUUUCUAAUAUUUGAGAGGUGCUAUGUUCCCAAGGUGUCGUCCGAUUAAUACCCAUUGUUACAUUUUUUUAAAAAAUUUUUUAACAAUUAUAUAAUGACAGCCAUCUGUUCGAAAGCAACGGUCACUGAAAAAAAAAAAAAAGACUCCUCAAAGAGAUGGUAACCUAAUAGGAAAACAAAGAAAAAAAGAAAUUGUAAGAAAUCAAGCGGAAUAUACAUGUACUUUGCGGGCAGUUCACCAGCUGGAAUUUAUGCCCAUCUUGUCCUAGAUUAGAUUAGGUUACUAUACAUCUUCUUCAUAUGUGUGCAUAUACCUUUCUAUUUUUCUUUUUACACAUCCGAGCGUAUUGAGUUACAAAAAAGUUGCACGUGAACGAUGGAUUCGAUCGCUUUAAGAGAGAACACGCUGUUGGCGAUAGACUCGGUACCUCCCCAUGGCUUGGUCCAACCGCCGCCCUACAUUUCACCCCCCAAUUCCGACCAGUGUCGAAAGAAAGAGAGGAUCCAAGAGAUCUCGAACAACCCUCCCGCCCCCCACAAGAUUCAGAAUGAAAAGCAGCAAACUUGUGGACGACGAGCAUCGUCGGCCAAGAUUUACCAGGACCCUAGGCGGAACCUGUACGACGCGAACGAGCUGCUCGGCAAACCGGCGUUGGAUCGCAACGAUUUGCAACGCGUCAUUUGCGACCCUCGCCGUAUCGUGAACAUGAGGAACGCGAGGAAUCAGCAGUUCUACGCGCCACCAAAGGAUGCGAACCAACAAUUUUACACGUUACCCUCGAGAAGACCUCAGAGGGACAUCGUCGAGCCACCUCGUAGCGUCACACCGGAUAUCACGAGGGGUCUUGGACGAGGCUCCCUCGGCACGAUGCACGCGCUUGCGAGGCACAAGGCGAUGGUUGAGCAGGAUUCUAAUCGAUACGGCUCGCAGGCGGAGUUGAACAAGAGGAACUCGGAGGCGGAGAACAGGUUGAUGCAGAAUCACGAGCAGUCGUCGAUUGUGGAUAUCAGAAAUAGAUUCGCAACACCAUUAGGGCUGACAGCGCUUGGGUAUCGAUUCUUCGCGUCCUCGCCUGUUCGUGAUCCCGUUACGAAGUCUCCCAGUGCUGAUGCGUUAAAGUACAAUCCAAUUUCACCGAUCGGGCACGGAUACGGUAACAGUUUCAAGUCGUCGACGCCUACCGGCCGCAGUAUGCCAACUGUUGCCGAACGUCUGGCACUGACCGCCAACAACAAUUCCUCCUCCUCGAUGCCCAAUUCCGGAAGGAGCACCCCCGUCCAAACUUCGUCGGGAAGGAGCACGCCCACGAAUCUCAUCCUCUCGCCAACCAAGAGCACCAUGUCCAACGAGGAAUUGUUCGCGGCGAUCCACAAAUCGAAGAGAAGAUUGAACAUAAAGGACGAAAGCGAAAAUCUCUCCCCUUACGGAUCGACCAGCUCGUUGGUGAAGAACGAUUGGAGCACGGAAUUGCAGAAAUCCUCAGCGGUAACGCAGACGUCCAACCAACCGCCAUCACCAGCCACAUCUCGGCUCGACUUCAAACGGCUUCUCCUCCAGCAAAGCGUGAAGACGGGGCCGGCGAGGCUCUCGGCCGCCGAGCAACUGAAAUUGUCGCGGCAGCAGUGCCAGCAGCAGCAACAGCAGCAGCAACAAUCGUCGCCUGCCAGCGUCCAGCAAACACCGUCCCUGGCCAAAGUUCUGAGUCCCCGCUCCAUAUGGAGGUUUCAAACGCCCCGCACGGACGUGCUGUCGUCCACGAUAAUCGAGGACACGGCAGCCGAAGAGAAAGCGAUGAAACCGUCGCCCGAGAACGCCUCGCCCGUGUCGAGAGUGAACGCGAGGCGACAACUCGAUCUCUGCGACGAUCUACCCGACGAGGACUCGCGAGUCGACUCUAAACGUGCUCCUCCUCCCCGCGGAGGAAGCGACGAGAGGACGUUGACGAACGACGCGGAUCGCGACCCCUCGAAAUCAGAGAAGACGGCGGAGGAAGCAUUCGACGAAGGUCGCAACAGCCAAGGGGAAACGGAGAAUUGCGCGUCCACAGACAGUCUCGCGACAGCGAUCCCUUAUCCGGUGAAUUGCGGCCAGCUGACGCCCUCGUGCCAGCAAGCGAUAAGCGCCUUCGAGUCGAGGAGGAUCAGCAAUCAGCUGGCGAGGGCCCAGUUCUUGGCCGGCACGCCGACCGCUCAAGGAGCGGCAACCGCUUACGCGAAGACGAUUUUCCGCGCGAGGUCGGAGUCCCCUCAGAAUCCCUCGAUACAGAGCGUGGCGCGUAGCCCCAGCGUACCGACGUUGGAAACGGCUCUGUGAUGAUGAUGAUCCCUUCUCAUCUCUGUCAUUCUAUUCAUUGCGCGUGUCUUAUUGUACAGGGACCAGAUUGUCUGUCGUUUUUUUUUCAAUUAUCUUUUUGCGAGGAUUGUUCUGGGUAAGGAUAUAAGUAAUUGCCGGGUUAUCUUGAAUUGAAAUUUUUUAUUGGUGGAUGCUAGGUGUUGUUUGGCGUAGGAGGAGACGGAAACGGAUGAUUUCAAAUUUCUUUGAAUCGUUUUUCAAAGUUAAAAUAUUCUUGGUAACUUUCUUCUUAAUUUUAUUUUGAAUUGUAAUUUUUAAUUGAUGGAUGCUAGGUAUUUGAUGCUAUGCUAGGUAGGAGGAGAUUUUGAUAAAAGAGGAUGUAGGUAUCUAUAUCUAUAACGGAUGAUUCUGGAUUUCAAAUUUCCUUGGAUCAUUUUUCAAAGUUUUACUGAAACGUUGUGUCUGGUCCUCAAUAACUAACGCAUAGUGGAAAUUUUCUUACGAUUCAAAAUUAUUGAUUGAAAGUGUAGAAAUAACGUUGAACUUAAUAAUAGAUUCACGCAAAAGUUCAUCUUCUUUUUUUUUUUUUUAAAUAAUCUGAACUAAAAUUAGAAGUACGUUUUAAUUUUUUUUUAUUAUUUAAUACACUGGACGUGUUUGAUUCAUAUUCACAUUGAUUAGAGUUAUUUAAUUGCAAUAAGAAUCAUUGCGAAACGUAUGAACUUUUGCAUUGGCCUAAAUGCAAUAGAUGACAAUCGUUCGUUCGAUUAGAUAUUCAUUCCUUUAUUGGAUGAACUAGAAAAGGACAAUAAUUGAAACGCAUUACCACAAAGUCGCAGUAGUAUUAUACAGUAUUGGAUUGCUUCAUUGAUGCGGAAGUAGCAAAGUUGAACAGAUUUGCAUGGAAUCGAGUUUAAAAAAAUAUCACUGAUUCGCUGAAAUUUAUUAA